CACCCGCUCACCAGCUCGGCCACUGCUCGCGCUGGCUCGGCCGCUGCCACCGCCGCUAACGCCGCCAACGCCACCACAGCUUCCUCCGCUGCGGGGCCACAGCCUUGAGUGUCAUUCAAGGGACAGCACAACCUCACCCAAGAUCUCUUACCUCUGCCCAGCCGUCCCUCUCAUCCUCCCCCUUCCUCUGCUACACUCCAUCCAAAGAAGAGGGAAAGCGCGGAGCAGAGAGGGAGGAAGGCAAAGUCUGCUACCCUUGCCCCUUGGCCCCCUCGCUCCUCCAUCCCGGUUUUGACUCCCAAGCCCUCCUCCCCAAAAGGACCCUCAGGAACUGAGGCGACUCACCCUACUGCCAUGUCCAAAAGCUUGAAAAAGAAAAGCCACUGGACUAGCAAAGUCCACGAGAGUGUCAUUGGCAGGAACCCGGAGGGCCAGCUGGGCUUUGAACUGAAGGGGGGCGCCGAAAACGGACAGUUCCCCUACCUGGGGGAGGUGAAGCCCGGCAAGGUGGCCUAUGAAAGCGGCAGCAAGUUGGUGUCCGAGGAGCUGCUGCUGGAGGUGAACGAGACCCCCGUGGCGGGGCUCACCAUCAGGGAUGUUCUGGCCGUGAUCAAACACUGCAAGGACCCCCUCCGGCUCAAGUGUGUCAAGCAAGGAGGAAUCGUUGAUAAGGAUCUUCGUCACUACCUCAACUUAAGAUUUCAGAAGGGUUCUGUUGACCACGAGCUGCAGCAAAUCAUCCGUGACAACCUCUACCUCCGCACAGUGCCGUGCACCACAAGGCCACAUAAGGAGGGUGAGGUCCCUGGAGUGGACUACAUUUUCAUAACCGUUGAGGAUUUUAUGGAACUGGAGAAAAGCGGCGCUCUGCUAGAAAGCGGGACCUAUGAAGACAACUACUACGGGACCCCAAAGCCUCCAGCUGAACCAGCACCCUUAUUAUUAAAUGUAACAGACCAGAUACUUCCGGGAGCUACUCCAAGUGCUGAAGGAAAACGGAAGAGAAAUAAAUCAGUGAGCAACAUGGAGAAAGCAAGUAUAGAGCCUCCCGAGGAAGAGGAGGAGGAAAGGCCAGUGGUCAAUGGAAAUGGCGUUGUCAUCACACCAGAAUCCAGUGAACAUGAAGAAAAAAGUGCAGGUGCCUCAGGGGAGACGCCCUCCCAGCCUUACCCUGCACCAAUGUACAGUCAACCUGAAGAGCUAAAGGAGCAGAUGGAUGACACAAAGCCAAUGAAGCCUGAGGAGAAUGAGGACUUGGACCCAUUGCCUGAUAACUGGGAAAUGGCCUACACAGAGAAGGGUGAAGUCUACUUCAUUGACCAUAACACAAAGACAACAUCAUGGCUGGAUCCACGACUUGCGAAAAAGGCUAAACCUCCAGAAGAGUGCAAAGAAAAUGAGCUUCCAUAUGGCUGGGAAAAAAUCGAUGAUCCUAUAUAUGGCACUUACUAUGUUGACCACAUAAACAGAAGAACGCAGUUUGAAAACCCUGUCCUGGAAGCAAAAAGGAAGCUACAACAGCAUAACAUGCCCCACCCAGAACUUGGAACAAAGCCCUUGCAGGCCCCAGGUUUCCGAGAAAAGCCGCUCUUCACCCGGGAUGCAUCGCAGUUGAAGGGAACGUUCCUCAGCACCACCCUCAAAAAGAGCAACAUGGGCUUUGGAUUUACCAUCAUUGGUGGAGACGAGCCGGAUGAGUUUCUACAGGUGAAAAGUGUGAUCCCAGAUGGACCUGCUGCACAGGAUGGGAAAAUGGAGACAGGUGAUGUCAUUGUCUAUAUUAACGAAGUUUGUGUCCUUGGGCACACUCAUGCAGAUGUUGUCAAACUGUUCCAGUCUGUUCCUAUUGGUCAGAGUGUCAACUUGGUGUUGUGUCGUGGCUACCCCUUGCCCUUUGACCCUGAAGAUCCUGCUAACAGCCUGGUGCCACCCCUUGCAAUAAUGGAGAGGCCACCUCCAGUGAUGGUCAAUGGAAGACAUAACUAUGAAACCUAUUUGGAAUACAUUUCUCGGACCUCACAGUCAGUCCCAGAUAUCACAGACCGGCCACCUCAUUCUUUGCACUCCAUGCCAGCUGACGGUCAGCUAGAUGGCACGUAUCCACCACCCGUCCAUGAUGACAAUGUGUCUAUGGCUUCGUCUGGAGCCACCCAAGCUGAACUUAUGACCUUAACCAUUGUGAAAGGUGCCCAGGGAUUUGGCUUCACUAUUGCUGACAGUCCCACGGGACAGCGGGUGAAACAGAUACUUGACAUUCAGGGAUGCCCUGGGCUGUGUGAAGGAGACCUCAUUGUUGAGAUCAACCAGCAGAAUGUACAGAACCUGAGCCAUACGGAAGUAGUGGAUAUACUGAAGGACUGCCCCGUCGGAAGUGAGACGUCUUUAAUCAUCCAUCGAGGAGGUUUCUUUUCUCCAUGGAAAACUCCAAAGCCUAUGAUGGAGCGGUGGGAGAAUCAAGGCAGUCCUCAAACAAGUCUGUCUGCUCCGGCCGUACCGCAGAACCUGCCCUUCCCACCUGCCCUUCACAGGAGCUCCUUUCCCGACUCAACAGAGGCCUUUGACCCACGGAAGCCUGACCCAUAUGAGCUCUACGAGAAAUCGAGAGCCAUUUAUGAAAGUAGGCAACAAGUGCCACCCAGGACCAGUUUUCGAACGGAUUCCUCUGGUCCAGAUUACAAGGAAUUGGAUGUUCACCUUCGAAGGAUGGAGUCUGGAUUUGGCUUCAGAAUCCUCGGGGGAGAUGAACCUGGACAGCCUAUUUUGAUUGGAGCCGUCAUUGCCAUGGGCUCAGCCGACAGAGACGGCCGACUACACCCAGGAGAUGAGCUUGUCUAUGUGGAUGGGAUCCCAGUGGCUGGCAAGACCCACCGCUACGUCAUCGACCUCAUGCACCACGCAGCCCGCAACGGGCAGGUCAACCUCACUGUGAGAAGAAAGGUGCUAUGUGGAGGGGAGCCCUGCCCAGAGAAUGGGAGGAGUCCAGGCUCUGUAUCAACCCACCACAGCUCUCCGCGCAGUGACUACGCCACCUACGCCAACAGCAACCACGCCGCCCCCAGCAGCAAUGCCUCGCCCCCCGAAGGCUUCGCCUCGCACAGCCUGCAGACCAGUGACGUGGUUAUUCACCGCAAAGACAACGAAGGCUUCGGCUUCGUCAUCAUCAGCUCCCUGAACAGGCCCGAGUCCGGAGCCACCAUAACUGUGCCCCAUAAAAUCGGACGAAUCAUUGAUGGGAGUCCUGCCGAUCGCUGUGCAAAAUUAAAAGUGGGAGACCGGAUCUUAGCGGUCAAUGGCCAGUCUAUCAUCAACAUGCCUCACGCAGACAUUGUGAAGCUCAUCAAGGAUGCAGGUCUUAGUGUUACGCUUCGCAUCAUUCCUCAGGAGGCAGAGCUCAACAGUCCCACCUCGGCACCCAGCUCAGAGAAGCAGAGCCCCAUGGCCCAGCAGCACAGUCCUCUGGCCCAGCAGAGCCCACUGGCCCAGCCAAGCCCAGCCACCCCUAACAGCCCUGUUGCCCAGCCAGCUCCUCCUCAACCUCUUCAGCUGCAAGGACAUGAAAAUAGUUACAGGUCAGAAGUUAAAGCGAGGCAAGACGUGAAACCAGACAUCCGGCAGCCUCCCUUCACAGACUACAGGCAGCCCCCGCUGGACUACAGGCAACCCCCAGGAGGGGACUACCCCCAGCCCCCAGCCUUGGACUACAGGCAGCACUCCCCAGACACCAGGCAGUACCCUCUGUCAGACUACAGGCAGCCACAGGAUUUUGAUUAUUUCACUGUGGACAUGGAGAAAGGAGCCAAAGGAUUUGGAUUCAGCAUCCGUGGAGGAAGGGAAUACAAAAUGGAUCUGUACGUGUUGAGAUUGGCAGAGGACGGGCCAGCCAUAAGGAACGGAAGGAUGAGGGUAGGAGACCAAAUCAUUGAAAUCAAUGGGGAAAGCACAAGGGACAUGACACACGCCAGAGCAAUAGAACUCAUCAAAUCUGGAGGAAGAAGAGUGAGGCUGCUGCUGAAGCGAGGCACGGGGCAAGUCCCAGAGUACGACGAACCCCACGCCUGGAGUGCUGCCGCUGCCGCCGCCCCAGGCCUGCCGGAAGUAGGCGUGUCCCUCGAAGACAUCUUCUCUCCAUUCUCUCCAUCACAUCCAGCCCCACCCUCCGACCCCUCCCACCAGACAGGCCCAGACCCAGCUUGGGAGAUCCAAAGGGAACACGACGUUAGGAAACCAAAGGAGCUCGCGGCCGGCGGCCAGAAGAAGCAGCGCCUGGGGGAGCAGAGGGAGCGCUCGGCGAGCCCGCAGCGCAGCGCCAGGCCCAGGCUGGAGGAGGCGCCCGGCGGCCGGGGGCGGCCCGAGGCCGGCAGGCCCGCCUCGGAGGCGGCCGACGGGCAGGGGGCGCUGCGCGGCCGGCGCGAGGGCCCCGGGGCCGAGGCCAGGGUGGGCGUGCGCUCGGGGUCCCGAGGCGCCCCGCGGCCCACGGGGGGCGGCCCGGCGCGCAAGGUGGCGGUGGCGCCGGGGCCCUGGAAGGUGCCGGGCUCCGACAAGCUGCCCGGUGCCCUGCAGCCCGGCGCCUCGGCCGCGGGCAGAUGAGGCCCGAGGCGGUGUGGGGAGGGGGGACCCCGCCAGCCGCCCUCCACGCAGGCUGUUCUUCCUGGGUCCCGUCCCGCGGCGUUUUAAUUUAUUUCCACGGUCACACGCAUAGAUCCCACACGAGGCGCCGAGGCCCCGGGAGCACCGGCCUGAGACGCGCGGUGGGCUGCAGGGCGCGGGGUGCGCGCGGACCUGAACUGAUCCUGAAGCAUCCCACCCUACCCCACCCCACCCCCGGUUCCGCGGCGGGAGCUUUCGGCAGCUACGGAAGAACCAAAACCACGCAAACAUCACAGAGAGACAGUGCAGUGUAGCUUUAGUUUUAAAGAGAAAGGAAAAAAAAAAGUUCCCCCCCACUGCAUGAAGGAUUUGGAUGUCAUCCAAACUUUAUAUCAAGAAACUGGACAAGUUCAGAGCAAUCACAAACUGGAAUAUCGCCUUAACAAAAAAAAAAAAAAAAAAAAGAAAAAAAGAAAAAAAACAACAACAACAAACUGCACGGAGCAAGCGGAAACUGAGACAAGAUUAUAUCUUUUAAUUGAUCUAAAGUGUUGUAAAUAAAUCGUUCUUGACAUAUCUAGACAGGGGUUAAAGGGUUUCUUUGAAACAUUCAGAACUGUUUGCCCAUGACGUUUCCCUGGCUCGCCCUUGGCAUCCACCGACAGAAUUAGCAGCACCAUUCCCUGCCUCCUGCAGGAUGAGUUAGAACCCUAGUGAAUUCAUGGGUGUGAUGCCAUUUUACUGCCAUUUCUGUGAUCAAGUCAUAUUUCUGUACAUUUUCAGUAGUAGGGGAAAAAAAGGUUUUAAAAAUUGUAUCCUAGGGAACAGUUUGCGGUAAGUCAGAAUUUUGCAGGUUAGCUCGUAGAUCUUAAUUGGUUUCUCUCUAAAAUAUGAGUUUUAUAGUGAGAAAAAAACCCAUAAUCUGUUUAAUCGAGAUUGGCAACGCUGCAGUUCCUUCCUGAGGCUUUCCUGUCGUCCCAGACACGGGGAGAUGCGGAGAUGGGUAGAUGCUCUCUUAGCAAUGUUCUGUUUUACCUAUUUUAUUGUCUUAUUUUAAAACCUCUUCAUUACUUCAUUUGCACUUUGACGAAGUUUUUGUCCUAUAUUUCUCAAAUUAGAAUGAAUCUCUAAUAUUAAAAGCAUUAUGAUAACUAUUUUCAUUAAAGAA
Meriones unguiculatus (Mongolian gerbil) is the source of this 5755-nucleotide messenger RNA. It is a transcript of the gene Magi2, whose product is annotated as membrane associated guanylate kinase, WW and PDZ domain containing 2. The record is from RefSeq and is a predicted model, not a curated record. NCBI's taxonomy places the organism in Eukaryota, Metazoa, Chordata, Mammalia, Rodentia, Muridae. Bases 355 to 4587 code for a protein of 1410 amino acids. Gene Ontology annotation, biological process: signal transduction; receptor clustering. The transcript has 22 exons. Gene Ontology annotation, cellular component: dendrite; cytoplasm. Gene Ontology annotation, molecular function: signaling receptor complex adaptor activity; type II activin receptor binding; SMAD binding.